This is a messenger RNA of Mizuhopecten yessoensis (Yesso scallop), 3240 nucleotides long. RefSeq names its product extensin-like. NCBI's taxonomy places the organism in Eukaryota, Metazoa, Mollusca, Bivalvia, Pectinida, Pectinidae. The transcript is spliced from 2 exons. The record is from RefSeq and is a predicted model, not a curated record. Bases 309 to 782 code for a protein of 157 amino acids.
UUCCUUUUGUUGCUUUGCUAGACCUAUCCACUCAGAGGCUCUCUGAUAUCUCCCAGCGAGCUGACACGGGGACCCUCAGUGGCGGAUACUCAGGGGUUAUGGGCUACCCUAGGCCUACUGUGUAUCUGCUGCUGUGGUCCAGUCUAGUGUCCGGGCCACCCUACUGUGUAUCUGCUGUUGUGGUCCAGUCUAGUGUCCGGACUACCCUACUGUGUAUCUGCUGCUGUGGUCCAGUCUAGUGUCUGGCCCACCCUACCGUGUAUCUGCUGCUGUGGUCCAGUCUAGUGUCCAGCUGUUGUCAUGGUGGCAUGCACAAAUACAUACUACUCAUUCUAACUCCUCCUUCCUUCACACUCUCCCUCGACUACCUCCAUCCCCACCAACCACCCCCACCUCCCAUCAGUCUAACUCCUCCUUUCUUCACACCCUCCCUCGACUACCCCAAUCUCCACCAACCACCCCCACCUCCCAUCAGUCUAACUCCUCCUUCCUUCACACCCUCCCUCAACUACCCCAAUCUCCACCAACCACCCCCACCUCCCAUCAGUCUAACUCCUCCUUCCUUCACACCCGCCCUCAACUACCCCAAUCUCCACCAACCACCCCCACUUCCCAUCAGUCUAACUCCUCCUUCCUUCACACCCUCCCUCAACUACCCCAAUCUCCACCCACCACCCCCACCUCCCAUCAGUCUUAACUCCAUAUCAACACAUUCAAUAUUAACAUACACAUGUAGUGGUGCUAGUGACUGUUUAAACAAUUUCCUCCUCCGUCAUAUUUAAAUUUAGAUGUUAACACAUUAACCAGCCAUUUGCAUGUCGGAACGAACAGAUUACCUUUUAUGAAAGAUAGAUUUUCACCGUUUUGGUAUAUUUUCAAGCUGUUGCAUGUUGCAUUACAUUAAAAAACAGACAAAUAGAUAUAUUGUACAAACAGUAUACUAUGAUGAAGAAAUCUCACUGUGUUUUGGUAGAGAAAUCUGUUUCUACCAAAACUUUCAUAUUAUGUAAAGAAAGCAAUAUUUCAUGCAUAAUUCCAAUUUAACACUUGGAGAAGUUCUCCACAAAUCAUGCAUGACAUCACAAAGCAAUUCCAUUUGAAGCACGAUGUUUCAAAGCAUUGUGACAUAAUUUUCAACCAAUGAACAUGCUUCCAGCAUUAUAUAUACCACAUGUUAUAAAGUCAUUUGUUCAUUACUCUCAAUGCUUAGUAUUACCUGUGUCGGUGUAGGGAUUGACGAAACAUGGACACGUUAUGGUAGAUAUCCCUCCCACCGCUGCUUAGUACAAUAGUCAGGAGUUGACACAUGUGUGUUAUGGUAGACAUCCCUCCCACCGCUGCUUAGUACAAUAGUCAGGAGUUGACACUUAUGUGUUAUGGUAGACAUCCCUCCCACCGCUGCUUAGUACAACAGUCAGGAGUUGACACAUAUGUGUUAUGGUAGACAUCCAUCCCACCGCUGCUUAGUCAGGAGUUGACACAUACAUGUUUUGCCUGAAAAAAUGUUAAUGACUACAAAAUAAAUGAACCUGUCUCAGCUUAGUAUCAUAGUACAUGUACCAUGUAUACAUUAGUUAUUAUUAGUACAGCUUGCACGUCUUCCCUACACUAAUCCUCGACUCUAUUUAAUACUAACAGACUGCUAGCCUGUGUAGAUCUGUGUAUACUCCUCUAGUGAAGCUUUCCUGUAGUUAGACCAUACGGCUUUUCCAAAAUCAACCUCGCAGGAGGUGUAUAGGGAGGCACUUCAACUACCGUCCGGUAUAAACUUUUAGGAUAUCUUUACCUAACUUCUGAAAGUGGAUUUCCGUGUACUUGUUUAUCUUUUUUAUCUAAUCUAAAAUUAAAGCUUUAAUGUAAUAUUAUUAUAAAUGAAGGUAAAAUGAAACAAUCUGGGAAGACUAGAUGAUUGGUUUAAUAUUGGAAAAACGGGGACAGUGGGAUGUAGUGUCGCCCAAGACCUUCUAUUUGUUAAUUCUGGAAAAGCCCUUGCUAAAGACACCCUGUGGUCACUUAUAAUCAGAAUAAAAAGGUAUCUUAUCCUUGUAUAUACCUCUAAUAGAGCUACCUGGCCCUUACAGUUGUCAGUUUACAAAAACAAACAUGACAGGUGCCCCUUAUUAUGAGCCUUGUACAUAGACAAAUAUAACAUGGGGCCCCUAAUGUCCAACUUUUCAUACCAAUUUGACAAGUAUGACAGGUGCUCCAAAUGUCCAACCUGGUUAAGAGAUAUGAUCAGUGUCUUUAAUUUCCCACCAUGAAACAGUGCCUCAUAGGAGUAUGCUAUCUUCCUUACAGAGAAGUGAAAUCCUCGUUAAAAAGUGUCUCCACUAUCUUUGUGUUCUUGUUCCAUUUAUCAUUCUAACAGCAUAUUGACUAAAAAUAGGCCGGCGCAUGUGUGACUGCUGUAGCGAAUUUAUGGAAGAAUUUAUUAAUGUCUUUUGUGACAUUUUAAGGACAGCUUCAAAUCAUGUUAAUUGGUAGUAAAAAUAAAAACUUGUCUACAUGUAAAUAAUAUUGCACAAAUUAAUAACUGUUUCCUUGAGAUUUUCUCAUUAUUGUUUCUAAGAGUGAUGUUCUGAUGGGGUUCUGAGAACCAGUCAGACUGCAGUCGGCAGUAUUGGUUUAAAACACAUUUUACAUCUGUGUGUAAGUAGUGCUGAUUUUCAAUCAUGUAAAUGACCUUUCGCCCUUAAUAUUUUAUACAAGUAAUUAUAUUUUACUGUAUAACUUUAACAAGUGAUUCUCUGGUAGAAAAAACUUUCCUGAACAUUUGUUAUAUCUUUUCAAAGUCCACUUUGUAUGUAACCUGUAGUUGUUAGGCAUUCCUUGCCCUUUGACCUACAAUAACAUGAUAACCCAGUUAAACCCUGACCCUUGACUUGUAGUAGAUCAGGAGCCCCCUCCAGACUUGCCCCUCAGGGUGUCUUUGGUCUGUUGUCUCACCCCCUGGAGUAAACGGUGACAUCACUGCUCUGUUCAGCUUAGUGUUGUAGUUACCAUGGCAACUGUUUUAUAGAAUCUUUUUUCUCUGUUGAACAAGUGCUGAAAUUGGUGAAAACAACUCUAUAUUUCUAUAUUCUUUGCAUGAAAAUUAUCAUCAAGAUAAUUCUGAUAACUUCUAUUGAUUUAAAUGAUAAAGAAAGAAAUAAUGCUUUAUAGAAUAAAGAUUAAAUUAAAAAAUAAAAGCAUUUAUCUGUCUGUGAAUUUACAUCAUGUCAUAAUUAUUUUUCAUUUUGG